AGGCAUGUACAGUGAUUGAUCUUCCUCAGGAUGACUCUGGAUCAUCAGAAACGGUUAACUCAUAGUGGUAAUGAUUAACAGGAAUAGGAGGAUCAGGGGAUUCCCUGCGUGGUCAUUCCCUCCACUUAGGUUCAGCAUUGUCUGUGCUUAGUGUAUAAGCCCCAGGGUUGUGCCUGAGGCAGAUUUACAGCUGAUGGGCACCUUUUCCAGCCCCUUCGUUUUACAGAGGAGGAAGCCGAGUCUCUGAGAAUUGAAUCGAAUCCUCCUGUGUGCCAGGCACCAUUCUAAGUGCUAGACUUACCCAACAUCUUACAAGCAAGGUGCUGGAUACCAUUGACUUUGUAGCCCCCAACGAGAGAGUCGUUUUCCGUACCUGUGAUAGGGAGCGGAACAAGGUCGUCUUUCAGAUGGGAUCUGCAGAUGCUGAGCGAGCCCUUGCUGUAGCCAAGCUUAUAGAGAAUGAUGUAGCUGGUGUUGACAUUAACAUGGGUUGUCCAAAAGAAUACUCCACUAAGGGAGGAAUGGGAGCAGCACUUUUGUCUGACCCUGACAAAAUUGAGAAGAUUCUGAGCACCCUUGUUAAAGGGAUUUGCAAACCAGUGACCUGCAAGAUUCGGAUCCUGCCAUCGCUUGAGGACACAUUGAAUCUUGUAAAGCGGAUAGAGAGGACUGGGGUUGCAGCCAUUGCGGUCCAUGGAAGGAAGAAGGAAGAGAGACCUCAACAUCCUGUCCACUGUGAUAUUAUCAAAGCCAUUGCUGAAGCUGUCUCCAUUCCGGUAAUAGCUAAUGGAGGAUCUCACGACCACAUCAAAGUAUAUUCAGACCUAGAAGCUUUCCGGCAAGAGACUUCAGCAUCUUCCGUGAUGGUGGCACGUGCGGCCAUGUGGAACCCGUCCAUCUUCAGGAAGGAGGGCCUGCAGCCUCUGGAAAAGAUCAUGCAAGAGUACAUAAAAUACGCGGUGAGAUAUGAUAACCACUACACCAAUACCAAGUACUGCUUGUGCCAGAUGCUGAGAGAACAGUUAGAAACUCCCCAGGGAAAGAAGCUCCACGCUGCUCAGUCUUCUCAGGAAAUCUGUGACGCCUUUGAAUUGGCCAGCUUCUACGAGAAGACGAUCGCAGAGUUGGCAGCCAAAGCAGCCACACUCCAAAAUGAUGCGCAGGAGGAAGAUGACCAGGCUGGAGACGCUGAUGUCAUCAAAAUGGCGGUGAAGUUUGACAAGAGACAGUACCCACCCCAGAUCACACCUAAGAUGUGCCUGCUGGAAUGGUGCCGGAAGGAGAAGUUAGCCCAGCCAGUGUAUGAAACAAUCCAGAGACCACUGGACCGCUUGUUCUGCUCCGUUGUCACCGUUUCUGAGCACAAGUACCGCUCAGCACUGUGGGACAAGUCCAAGAAGCUGGCGGAACAAGCUGCAGCCAUCGUCUGCCUGAGAAGCCUAGGGCUUCCCGAGGGGAAGCUGGGUGAUGACGCACAGAGUCCCCGCAUUCACAAGCGCAAAGUGGAGGAGAGAGAACUUUGGAAAGACCAAGAGAAUGAGAAGGCCCUUCCUGGAGGGGCCCCUCACAAAAAGCCCCACCUGACCCCGGGGACCAACAACAGUGCUCCUGACAGGCCGUGACUCUCCUUCACCUUCAUGUACGCUCCCCACUGCCGCCCCAGGAUCCCUGUGGACCCAGAACAUGGAUCGAUCUGGGGGAGCCCCCAGGUGGGAAGCUCUGGGACUUCUGGAAGGAGUGGCCGUGGGUGUAGGUGGGGCUCAGGGACUGGGGCAUGGAGCUGCCCCACCCCAUCAGGUGCUGGGAAGCAGAGACUUGGAUGGUUUGGUCCGGCUUACCCUUCCAUAAGACAGGUCUGAACACUACUGGAGGGAGUGGAAGGCAGCCAUUCAGAACGUGCAUAAGCCAGUGACCAAAGACCUUCGGGUUCACUAUGGACUUGGGAUGGGCGGAGGGGGUGGCGGGGGUGAACAUUGAGUAAUUCUGUGUCCUGGGGAGGGAGAACAGAAGAGCUGGAGGCCUGGAGCUGGGGGGAGGGGGAAGUUGGAGAGGACACAGGAGGAUGUCGUCUGGGGCUGACAACGCAAGUCCAGAGUCCGGGAAUCUUCUGUGGUGCCCCGGCUGUUCCAGGCACCCUUUGUUUUCCUCAGUAAAGAUGGCCCUUUCCACUGAGUUGAGCCUUCACCCCUAUGAGCAUCUCAGCCCUCCUUGAGGCUACUGGAGGGGCAAAGAGGGCCUCCCUCCACUGUCACUAGUAGGGUCUUCCUGAGCUAUGAGGGUCCAGGUGGGGAAAGAGCAAAAGAGUUUCUGCCUUUCCUCCCACAGCACCACUCACCCACACCUUCUACCCUACCUCCCAGGGGAGAUAGUUGAAGCAAGUGAAACAGUGUCUACUUGGGGAAGGUUCCCCCCAUCCCAGUGGUAAUUGGCUGCUAUCAGCCACUAAUCAUCUUUGCUGCUGCUAAUUGGGAGACCCUGGGAACAGAUGGAUAGAGUUCUGAGCCCUGGUAACUUGAACUGAUGGUCAGAGCCUGGGCAGCCACUGGAGCAUAGAACUAUGACUCCUGACUCUGAUGGUCGCAAGGACCCUCCUGCAGCUCUGAUGAUGCUGAGGGAAUUGGGAGCUCUUAGUCCUAACGAAGGAUGAAGAGUGUCCACAGGGCCCUCUUCCUUGCCCCCAUGCUGUCUUCAUUGAGGAAGAUUGUUUGGGUGGGUUGGAUGUCAAGGAGGAGAAUUAAAAAAGGGUUAAGCAGUCUUCUGUGUCUGCGCUCCUAUCUGCACAGUUAGAACAAGACCAAAGGCCCAUUUUAUUAAUAGGAAUACUGACAAAUUGAAGGUAAAAAUGAUUCUUGGAGCAUGAGUGGAAAAAAAUACUGCAGCCUUUUGAGAACCUUUGCAGUGCCAUAUGUAGGAAGAAACCUUGGAUUUUAACCUGUCUUGGGACACUUGCUGAUUGUGUGCUUUUGAAAGUCACUGUCCUCACUAAGCCACCUGAGAGGAUGAGAUCUCCAGCUAUCCAUUUCACAAGGUCUUGAGGCAAGUACUUUGUAGAAAUAGGAGCCAGUCAAAGGAGAGAUGAGCAAAAUUGAAAGUAAACCCAUUGACCUAAUAAAACUAGGAGCUGGUUUAAAAAAAAAAAAACCCACACAAUGAAAUGGAUAAGCCGUUGCUAA
Messenger RNA from Vombatus ursinus (common wombat), 3173 nucleotides. RefSeq names its product dihydrouridine synthase 2 (gene DUS2). Gene Ontology annotation, molecular function: flavin adenine dinucleotide binding; tRNA binding; tRNA dihydrouridine synthase activity. The record is from RefSeq and is a predicted model, not a curated record. Bases 408 to 1622 code for a protein of 404 amino acids. Gene Ontology annotation, cellular component: cytoplasm. Lineage: Eukaryota; Metazoa; Chordata; Mammalia; Diprotodontia; Vombatidae. Gene Ontology annotation, biological process: tRNA dihydrouridine synthesis. The transcript is spliced from 14 exons.